Messenger RNA from Aaosphaeria arxii CBS 175.79, 1627 nucleotides. RefSeq names its product Metallo-dependent hydrolase. NCBI's taxonomy places the organism in Eukaryota, Fungi, Ascomycota, Dothideomycetes, Pleosporales. Gene Ontology annotation, molecular function: hydrolase activity, acting on carbon-nitrogen (but not peptide) bonds. The transcript has 4 exons. The record is from RefSeq and is a predicted model, not a curated record. Bases 124 to 1620 code for a protein of 498 amino acids.
CCCCAGUGCUCGUGAGCCUUUUCGUGCCAAAAAAACAACACGUCUAGUACUUAACUCCACACAUCUAAUCUUUCAAUAUGGAAAUAUACACUAAGAGGUCACUUCAUCCGUCAUAUCUUGUCCAUGCGAUUACCAAUGACGCGCCAAAUACUGUUGCAAAAUGGUAACCUGCUUGUCCACGACGAAAAGGACCAUGUCAUCCCAACUCGCGCUGAUCUCCUCAUCGAGAACGACCGAAUCAAAGAGAUCAGAGAGAAUAUCGAGCCCUCUGGGGCUAUGUUAGUUAUUGACUGUUCCGACAAGAUUGUCUCACCUGGUUUCAUUGAUACACACCAUCAUCUUUGGCAAUCUCAGCAGAAAGGGAUGCAUUGCGAUCAAAUUCUCCUCGAUUACUACCAUUCAGGGAAUCUGGCUAGCUCGCACUACUCAGCCAAAGACAUCUUCUUGGGUGAAUUAGGAGGUGCCCUUGAGCUUCUAGACGCAGGUACAACGACUGUGGUCGAUCAUGCACAUCUAAAUUACACUCCAGAGCAUAGCAAGGAGGCGUUACGUGCUCUCGUUGCGUCAGGCGUCCGCGCAGUGUUCUGCUAUUGUGCGCAUCCCCGCGUGGAGACGUGGCAUCCUGAGCUGCAGUUUGAUAAAGACAUGCUGCCUGAUUGGGUCAUGGAAACUUUCAAGGAGCUCUCUACCAAACAGCCUUUUGGUCCAAAUGGUCGUGUUAGGCUGGGCUUUGCCAUUGACCCAGGCUUCUGCUCUCAGCAUGAGCUGAAGCAGGUUUUUGCCGAAGCAAGGUCGAAUGGAGCUCAUCUGAUCACGUCGCACGGGACGAAGGUUGCGAUGCUUGACAUGCCAUCAACGAUAGACGUCCUUGCCAAGAGUGAAUUACUCGGACCGGAUGUACUAAUAUCACAUGCGAAUGCAACCACGAAAGAGGAACUGUCCAAGCUCAAGGAAUCUGGUGUCCACUUGUCAAGCACACCGAUCACGGAGAUGCAAAUGGGACAUGGGCACCCUCUAUGUCUGAUGCCUUACUUUAACGGUCUUUCGUCCUUGGGGGUAGACUGCCACAGCGUGAGCAACUGCUUCCUUCCGAAUCAGAUGAUCACGGCACUGCAGGCUAGCCGAGCUCGCAUUUUCGAACAGGCUCAAGCAAAGAGAGAAUGGGAUGCGACCGUAGGUCCAACCGUGGAGAAUGCCUACAAUCUGGGGACAAUUUUUGGGGCCCGUGCUGCGAAGCUUGAUCACGAAAUCGGCAGCUUAAAGGUUGGGAAAAAGGCGGAUAUCAUCAUUUUCAGUGAGAAGACUCCGACAAUGGUUCUGGCGUCAGCUUGUGACCCAGUCGCGGCAAUUGUCUUGCACAGUUCUGUGAGAGACGUAGAGACCGUGAUCGUUGAUGGGAUAAUACGGAAAGAGAAUUGUUCGCUUCUCAAAACGUCGCUCCCCAAGGGAUUGGGUGCCGAUGAUGGAGAAGAGAGGCCGUUGUCCUGGUCAGAGCUAGCUAGUGAACUGGUUCAAAGCUCAACAGAGUUGAAGAAGAAGACUGACGCUGUUGAUGAAGACACGGCGCGCGACGGAUUAAUCAGGGCAUUUCUGGAGGACCUCACUCGAUUAAAGAUUUAAAAUCAGC